Messenger RNA from Drechmeria coniospora, 762 nucleotides. RefSeq lists its product as uncharacterized. The coding region runs from base 1 to 762 and encodes 253 amino acids. The record is from RefSeq and is a predicted model, not a curated record. The transcript has a single exon. NCBI's taxonomy places the organism in Eukaryota, Fungi, Ascomycota, Sordariomycetes, Hypocreales, Ophiocordycipitaceae. Gene Ontology annotation, molecular function: shikimate 3-dehydrogenase (NADP+) activity; 3-dehydroquinate dehydratase activity. Gene Ontology annotation, biological process: shikimate metabolic process; chorismate biosynthetic process.
AUGGAAGACAACUUUCAUCUGGAUAGCUUUAAGGCCAGGAUGUCGGCAGCACACAAAACUCCUCUCAUCGCCAUAAACAUGGGGGCUCCUGGCAGGCUCAGCCGCGUUCUGAACGGCUUCCUUACACCAGUCUCGCACCCUUGUCUUCCCGAAGUAGCAGCACCAGGUCAGAUGUCCGCUGCUGAGAUCUGGCAGGGCCUGACACUGUUAGGUGAAGUAAAGCCGCUGAGUUUCUAUCUCGUUGGCACGCCCAUUUCGCAGUCAAGGUCGCCAGCCCUCCAUAACAGCCUCUUUCAGCGAACUGGACUGCCUCAUCGAUAUGAACUGCGAGAGACCAACCAAGAGAUCGAUUUCAGGAGCAUGCUGCAAAGCGACGGUUUUGGGGGCGCUUCUGUCACGAUUCCACUGAAGCAACAAGUCACAAAAAUUGUCGAUGCCCUAACCCCAGCUGCCAAGAAGAUUGGAGCUGUCAACACCGUGGUACCACUUGACGAUCACAUCAGGGACCCCAAAUGUCCUCGCCGUUUCCUUGGCGACAAUACUGACUGGAAAGGAAUAGUGUAUGUAUUGAGCCAGAAAUGCUCGGUACAUGCCAAGCAAUGGCUCCUCAACACUGGUCGUUGGGUCGGGGGGUACGACGCGCGCUGCUAUUUAUGCAUUACACUCCCAUGGGAUUCCGUUCAAUUUACAUUUUGGCGCGGGAUCCGAACAAGGCCAAACGCCUCGCAGCAGAGUUUCCGGAUUAUAAUGUCCAAGUUUUAG